Molecule: messenger RNA, 951 nt
Organism: Microthlaspi erraticum
Lineage: Eukaryota; Viridiplantae; Streptophyta; Magnoliopsida; Brassicales; Brassicaceae
Source: the annotation of a GenBank genome assembly
AUGGCGGGGCCAGAGCUGUACUUCGAAAAGUUUCUCGGAAAAGGUUCUUUUGGUUCAGUGAGUCUCUUCAAAUACAAGGGAAAACGCGACGGCAAAACCCUUUACGCCGCCGUUAAAACCUCCGACGAUGAGUCUCUCCACAGAGAGUUUCAAAUCCUGUCGGAAUUCAAAGGAUGUUCAAGAAUCGUUCAGUGUUAUGGAACCAAAGUGCAAAGAUUCAACAACGACCAAGGUAACGUAGAGUACGAGAUCAAGAUGGAGUAUGCACCUGGAGGAAGCUUGAGGAGCUUCAUCAACCGAUACAGAGACAGGAAACUGCCUGAUCCUAUGAUCAGAGCGUUUACGCGUAUGCUUCUCGAAGGCUUAGCCGUGAUUCACGGACGUGGCUAUGUUCACUGCGAUCUAAAGCCUGAGAACAUCCUUGUUUUCCCGAGUUGUGUUUAUGAGGACGGCGCGUGGAGAUCGUCUUUGGAGCUGAAGAUUUCUGAUUUCGGUUUGUCGAGAAGAGAGGGAGACAGCGAGUGGUGGCAACCUGGUCGUCGGUUUGCGGGAACACCGAUCUACAUGUCGCCGGAAUCGGUUUCUCACGGAGAGACAGAGAAAGGUCUUGAUCUAUGGUCUUUGGGAUGUGUGGUGUUGGAGAUGUACACAGGAAAGAGACCGUGGUGGCAUAAAAACUACGAUUUAGAGGAUCUUGAGAACUGUUACGAGCCACUGAUUCCAAGUGAUCUUCCUUCCGAUGCAAAACUCUUUAUCAUGACUUGCUUCGCGCUGGAGACUGAAGACAGGAAAGACGCGUCGACAUUGUUGAGGAGUAGCUUCUUGCGUGGACAAGUCAGUAAGAUUACAAAGCCUCAGGUGAAUGUGAAGACUGAUGAUCGGAGGAACUUUGCUCUGGAACUAGAGAAUAUUAGAGAGAGACUUUCAGAAAUUAGGAGUAUUUGUGUUUAA